Molecule: messenger RNA, 2344 nt
Organism: Oryzias latipes (Japanese medaka)
Lineage: Eukaryota; Metazoa; Chordata; Actinopteri; Beloniformes; Adrianichthyidae
Gene: duoxa
Product: dual oxidase maturation factor
Biological process (GO): protein transport
Cellular component (GO): endoplasmic reticulum membrane
Source: RefSeq, a predicted model, not a curated record
UUCAGUGACGGUGAGCACCAAGCCAGCCACUGCGCACACACUCCAAACCCAUUUACGCAAAUCCAUUGAAGCGCAAGAUGCUCCUGAGCGCAGCCUUCCACGCCGGUGAAGGACUUCUGAAAGGUGAAGCCUCUGCUGUGAACUCUCAACUGUUAUUAAGCCUUUACUUCAUUAGUAAAUCCAAACAGUUAAUACUUUAAAUCUCCACGUUGAAAAGAAACGUAAUACAUCUCUAAAAAGCCCAGUCUCACCUGUUGCAGAGGUAAAGAUGCUGAAUUGGAGUAAAGCAGGUUCAGUCAGAGGUGCACCUGAGGACUUCUGCAGUAACAGCUUGAUGUGUUGCCCAGCUGCUCAAAACGUGUAUGUGACUUAUGUCACAAGUGGGAAUGGCCAUCAUCCCUGGAUCACACCUCUUUUCUACAACAUUCCACCAAAUGCAUCCUCCCCCUCCUCUCCUGUGACAUGAAGGGGGCCACAAGUAUAAAGGAAGUGUUCGUUCACCAGUCUUCAAGCUUCUCGUCUCCUCUUGUAGCUUUCCAGGUAAGAUUUCUUUUUAUUAUUGCUCUGUUGAUACUUUAUUGGCAUUUAAAACUUUGCAUUACAGUUUGAUCAGAUGCACAUGAAUCAGUGUGGGGUUUUAAUUGACUAGAUGCAAAAAGAUGCGUGCCUUUUAGAGAUGCAUUUGUGACUUUGGAGUGGAGAGCAGCUCCAGGUUAGACAUGCUUUUGUUUGAUCUCGUGCCAUGUUACAUGCAUGCAAUAUCCCUUAUCAGUGAGCUGCUAUCUCUGUAUCUGGAGGGAAAACUGAGAUCCCACUGCCUAACACUGCUUUCUCUGUUUCAGCUGUAUUCUUAGAUCAGACGCUAAGAUGACUUUCUACAACGACAUUUACCCCUUCUACCCUCUACAAAGGAUCUCCUUCAUCUUCAGUGGUCGCUUACUCACCAUUAUUCUAGUCUUCUUGGUGCUAGCGUCCACUCUUCUCCUCAUUCUUCCUGGAAUACGGGGGAAGUCGAGACUUUUCUGGAUGCUCAGGAUAAUCACCAGCCUGUUCAUUGGUGGGGUAAUAGUGGUGCUUAACUUCACUGACAACUGGGCUGAAGCCAGAAUGACCACAAACGCCACCUACAAGUCUUUCAGCAGUGCAGUGAUUAAUGCUGAGGUCGGCCUGCAUGUCGGUCUGUACGGCAUUAAUGUGACACUAAAAGGGAAUCCUGUCGUGCAGUUCAAUGAAACCAUUAACUACAAUGAGAUGUUCAGCUGGCAUGACCUAACUGAGGAAGAGUAUGAAGAAGCUCUGGAGAAAGGUUUACCAAACCCCAUCCUCUACAUCGUUGAGAAGUUCACCCUCAACAGUCCGUGUGGUCUGAUCUUUCAGUACAGAUACUCAGGAAGAUUUGCCUCUGCAACACUCUGGACUGCAUUUUGCAGCUGGAUGCUCUCCAACAUCCUCUUCUCCAUGCCAGUCAUUUUGUACGCUGGUUACAUGAUGAUAGUCACUGCAGGCUUCAUUUUCUUCUCCAUGGCCUCCUUCUCCACCAUCAUGAAUGUGCCUCAGUGUGUUUUCUCCAUCGGAACGGACUCCGUUUCUACAGAAUACAGCCAUUCAUUCUGGUUGGCGCUCGCUACAGGAGUUCUGUGCACCAUCAUUGGGACCGUUGUGGUGAUGCUGAACUUUCUGAUGCCAGAGAGGAUAAAGACAGCUUUCAGUGUCUGUGUCGAUGGUUGUGAGGAUGAGGACGUUUUUUACAGGGAAGGAUACCUUAACUCAGUUUUCCUUGAUGGAGCGCAUUCUCCUCUGCCUUUAACAGUUAAAGAAGAUCCUUUAUGAAGUUUCCAGGAUUUUUUCACAAACUAUACUUGAAGAUUUUGUUUGCUGAAUGUGUAAGAAAGUUUCACACCCGUCUAACUGCCUAUGUGAGCCUGAAGUGUUAUGUGUUGACAGGAAAUUUGUUUUUGAAUCUGUACUUUUUUUUGUCAGGGUUCUCUGGUUGUAAAACAAUAUAGGCAUUUGUAUGGGAUCCAUACAAAGUGUGUGUUCUUUGAUCACUAAUAUAAUUCAUUCAACUGUCUUUACAAAGAAUUAUAAGACAAUCCAUGAGUUUUUGCUAAUCUCAUUAGCGUCUUUUUGCAUAACUCAUCUUCAUUAUGCAAAGUUUUAAAUUGCCUUGUAGUUUUUUUUCUAUCCUAAUUGGCACAAGUAAAUGUGAAAAGAAUGAGUGUAUGAAUGAGCAUUAAAUGCUUUGUAAAAGUAAAUAUAAUGUAAUCCAACAAUCGUAUUUAUUUGGUCUUAAAAUCCAACAUUUGUAUGUGUCUUUAUCUUUAUCAAUAAAAUACUUGAAAAA